ACAACUGUCAUUUGUCAAAUUGGUCUAUGACAGGUCAUAGUCCAACUUUUACCAAAGUUCCGCUAGUUUUUAAUUAAUUGGCUAGUAAUUAAGAUAAGUUUAAUUAAAAGGAAAUUGCUUCACAUUUAAAUUAUAAAUAUCGCACACCACAAUGGCAUCUCAAAUAGCGAAAACGUUCUUAAAAUCACGCCCUUCUACAACAGUAAAGUUUGAUAUUGCCCGUCGAGCCCUCAGUGUGAGUGCAGCUCUCCAACAAAAGAAAACUCUGAAGGAUAAGACAGGCAAAAAUGUAGUUCUCGUAGAUGGAGUCCGCACUCCAUUCCUUGUCUCCUUCACCGACUAUUCCAAGAUGAUGCCACACGAACUAGCCAGACAUUCUCUUCUGGGUCUUCUCCAAAAGACCGGCAUACCGAAAGAAGUAGUCGACUAUAUUGUAUAUGGUACGGUUAUACAAGAGGUGAAGACGUCGAACAUUGCGCGAGAGGCGGCGCUCGCGGCCGGGUUCAGUGACCGCACGCCAGCUCAUACCGUCACCAUGGCUUGUAUAUCUUCGAACCAGGCGAUCACCACGGGUGUCGGUAUGAUAGCGGCUGGUGCCUACGACGUGAUAGUAUGCGGUGGUGUGGAGUUCAUGUCGGACGUGCCGAUCCGACACUCGCGCAAGAUGCGAGCUUUCCUCCUGAAACUGAACAGAGCGAAGACACCGGCGCAGAGGCUGUCCUUGUUGGCUACCAUACGACCAGACUUUUUUGCACCAGAGCUACCCGCCGUGGCGGAGUUCUCGUCGGGCGAGACGAUGGGGCACAGCGCCGACCGGCUGGCGGCCGCGUUCGGCGCGACGCGCGCCGAGCAGGACGAGUACGCGCUGCGCUCGCACACGCUCGCCAAGGACGCGCAGGAUAAGGGCUACUUCACCGAUCUGAUACCCGUUAAGGUGGAAGGCAAAGAUGGUGCAGUGGAAAAGGACAAUGGCAUCCGUGUCUCCACACCGGAGCAGCUGGCUAAGCUGAAGCCAGCGUUCGUGAAGCCACAUGGCACGGUCACCGCUGCUAACUCGUCGUUCUUGACGGACGGCGCGUCCGCUUGUCUCAUCAUGUCGGAGGCGAAGGCGAAGGAGCUGGGGCUCAAACCGAAGGCCUAUGUCAGGGACUUCACGUAUGUCGCUCAGGAUCCCGUAGACCAGCUGCUGCUGGGUCCCGCGUACGGCAUCCCCACGAUUCUGGAGAAGGCCGGCCUGCAGCUCAGCGACAUUGACACCUGGGAGAUCCACGAGGCUUUCGCUGGUCAAAUCUUGGCUAAUCUUAAGGCGAUGGAUUCAGACUGGUUCGCACAAAACUAUCUCGGCAGGAAGUCUAAAGUUGGAGUGCCGGAUCUGAACAAGUGGAACAAGUGGGGCGGCUCGCUCUCCAUCGGACAUCCCUUCGCCGCCACUGGAGUAAGGCUGGCGAUGCACACGGCGCACAGAUUGGUGAGGGAGGACGGCCAGAUCGGCCUCAUCUCGGCGUGCGCGGCCGGCGGCCAGGGCGUCGCCAUGUUGCUCGAGAGACACCCUGAUGCACACACUAACUAAAUGCACGCGGGCACACGCGGCGUUUUCACGCGGCGUUUAAACGCGGCGUUCACCCGAGGUGGUUGAACGCAGUGGGCGCAAGCGGCGUUCAUACGCGGCGGCUGAAUGCGGCGUUUAAACGUGACGUUUUUUUCGGAUUAAAGUUAGGACAGUUGAUUUUUAGGAAAGUAAAUUAUACUUGUUUUGUAAGAAAAAGCUGAUUAUGGAAGAUAUUACAGCUUUUAAAUUUGAAAAUUGUUCAAUUAUAGGGCCAAUCAAUGUAAAUGUAUCAUUAUUUAUUUUUGUCUUCAAUACGAAACCUAAUUCUUUUCAUUUAUGUCAUUAGCAGUAAAGCCCUUGCUUUAUGUCACCGCGAAAUUGUGAACACCGUUAGAUUAAUAAUGAACUAUCCCGCGAAAUUGUAAUCCGUCGAGAAAUUUGCAUCUGUAUAAUUCUGCUUACAAUUUUACGCAUUCUUUUUCAGUACAUUUAAAUCUAAAUUCUAAUGAAAAAUAAUGUGUUUUAGCAAGCUAAUUUUACGCAUCACAAUUUUCCGACAGUUUGCUGUGGUGCGAGUCGCAUUAUAUUCUAACGGUUUUUAUGAUCUUACGGCGACACUUUCAAUAAUGUUCAUCGAAUAUAAAAAAACUCUAGCUGUUUUUCGCUCAACUUAAGUUAUAUAAAUUAAUCGGAAUUUUAAAUUUAUUUAACUCUAUCCACACUCUUCAUUCAAGAUUGUUUGAAACAUAGCAAGUUUUCUUUUUCGACUUUACACUGAGUGUCAUUUUGAAAAAAAUUGUCACAACUUGCUCUGAAUUGUCAUUAGAUUUCGGUCACAAUGUAUAUAUUAUAAAAAUUUUGUGUGACUAUUGUACUGUCUCAAAAACACUAAUUUCGUCAUAAUGUGCACACAUUUUCAUUAAUUUCGAUCAUUAUUAUUUAUAAAUUAGGCACUUACUAAUUUUCUUGCAUCUCGUUAUAUUUCUGAAUACUAUAAUUCCAUAUGGUGUACUAAAAUUCUAAGUAUUUGUGUAUCUUGCUUUGUACUAUUUCAUUUUCUAGAUCUUUCAUAGUCUAAGAAACAAGGAAAUUAAAUGAUAAAAAUAAAAGUGCAUAGAUAUUGUUAUAAACAUUAACACAAGUUUAAUAAGUAGAUAUUUAAUUAAUGUUACAAUUUACAACUGAAUUUUGUCCAUUUGAUACAUGUGUAAAGACUUCUACUAUGAUGAUAGGUUAUAAGAGUAAUGCAUGUAUUUUUGAUGGUUAUAUAUUUAUAAAAAUAAAUAAUAUUUAUAAGA
Messenger RNA from Zerene cesonia (dogface butterfly), 2847 nucleotides. It is a transcript of the gene Mtpbeta, whose product is annotated as trifunctional enzyme subunit beta, mitochondrial. The record is from RefSeq and is a predicted model, not a curated record. The transcript is spliced from 11 exons. Gene Ontology annotation, molecular function: acyltransferase activity, transferring groups other than amino-acyl groups. Gene Ontology annotation, biological process: fatty acid beta-oxidation. NCBI's taxonomy places the organism in Eukaryota, Metazoa, Arthropoda, Insecta, Lepidoptera, Pieridae. Bases 152 to 1570 code for a protein of 472 amino acids.